AUGGCUACAUUCUAUUUCGUUCCGUACGGCCUCAUCUACGUCGUAGUUGCAGUGGUCGGCUCUGACCAUUUCCGUGGUAUUGACCCAGUGAACGGCGAUCCGAACGAUAAAUACUAUCCCCACCAGAAGGCUUAUCUGGAGGCCAUCUCUGUACCAAAGGCUUGGAACAUCCUGGACUCUACUUCCAAGAGGACACCUGUAACCAUCGCCGUUAUCGACGAUGGCGUGCAAGCCGAUCAUCCCGACUUGCAAGGGGUCGUCACUGAGGGCUAUAACGUUAUUGAUAAGAAUGCCGAUACCCAUCCUCGAGGACCGCAUGGAACUAUGAUGGCUGGCAUUCUCGGUGCUAUCAGGAAUAACAAAAUUGGUAUCGCGGGUAUUGCCGACCAUCUCCGUGUCAUGCCUAUCUAUGUUGGCGACAAGGCGUCUUCCAGAGCCAUGACUGAUGCUUUCACCUACCUCAUUUCUAAGAGGCCAGAUGUGAAGGUAAUUGUGUGUGGGCAAGGCUCCAAAACUUACUAUCAAUCAGAGUUGAAGAAGAUUCUCGAAGCAGUGUCAGCUGGCAUGCUAGUUGUUGUGGUGGCAGGAAAUGACCACUUAGAUCUGGACAUAGAAGAAUACUUUCCUUGUUCCCUCCGCGGACCCUAUUCGGACGGUGUUAUAUGUGUGGCUGCGACAAAUGGCACAAGAAUGCAGCUGGACGACGAGAGCAAUUUUGGUUCAGCUGUUGACGUCGCCGCUCCUGGCUACCAAAUACUGGGAACUACUCCUACUGGAACGUAUAGUAAGGGUACAGGUACCUGUGGGGCCACAGGCAUCAUAGCAGGUAUAGCUGGAAUGCUCUAUAGCCUCGAACCUUCUCAGCAUGCCAAACUGACCCCAGCUUAUAUCCGAAAUAUCAUCAAGAAUACGGCCACGCGAGGUGUGAUAGAUAGCAAAGGGGAGAAGUUUCUUACUUUCGGCCGCGUCAAUGCUGAGGCGGCUGUACGAGAAGUACUUAAAAAGUAG
Messenger RNA from Perkinsus marinus ATCC 50983, 1008 nucleotides. Its product is annotated as thermitase, putative. Lineage: Eukaryota; Perkinsozoa; Perkinsida; Perkinsidae. Gene Ontology annotation, molecular function: serine-type endopeptidase activity. The record is from RefSeq and is a predicted model, not a curated record. The coding region runs from base 1 to 1008 and encodes 335 amino acids. Gene Ontology annotation, biological process: proteolysis. The transcript has a single exon.